This is a messenger RNA of Symbiodinium natans, 1074 nucleotides long. Lineage: Eukaryota; Dinophyceae; Suessiales; Symbiodiniaceae. The record is from the annotation of a GenBank genome assembly.
AUGCUUGCGGGCUGGUUGCUUCGCGCCCUUGCCGGCGCAGAUCAGUCCGAGGAGGGCGCCGCGAGCCUGCUUCAGCUCCGGCGCGGGGCCGCGGCCCUGGGCUCGGGGGCGCUCCUGGGGCGCCUGGGGGAGCUGAGCGCCAGCUUGCGGGAGGCGCGGAGCAGCGUGGCCCUCGGCAACGGCACCGCCAGCCUCGACUCGCUACAGGAGGAGCUCGAUGUUCUGAAGAGCUACGUCGUUCUUGUGGAUGUCGCCGCGGUGGAGAAGCUUCGGAGUGGGAUCGCCCAGUGCAACGCAGCAUUCCGAAGCGCGCAGGAAGGAGAGGGCGGCGUGAACAGCUCGGAAGCCGCCAUGCGCCAGGCCGAGGCGCGCCACGACGCCUGCAGGGCGCAGGCGACGACACCCCCGCCAUCCCAGGAGCCCGGCCGCCCUUCGCACCACCGAUCGCGCCACUGGGGCUGCGUGCGGAAGCCCUGGAGGCGACCCUGGGCCAAACCCAAGUGGCUCUGUGGCCACACCUUGCUGGACGAGACGGGCGAGGGAGGGAAGGAGGCGUGGAGGCGCGCGGCGCGCGCGGCGGCCGCGAGGCGCAGGCCCGGCUGCGACGGCCUCCAGCGCGAGCUCGAGUCGGCGUUUUGCGCGUUCCGCGCGAAGCUGAUCGGCGCCUCCCUCGAGCUGGAGAAAUGCCGCUUGAGCUUGGAAAGGAGGAUGUCAGAGUUAGGGGUGUCGGAGGAGCUGCUGAGGAGGGCUCAUGAUUGGCAAGCACGGGCCUUCAUUGCGGAGACCCGGGCGCAGUGCUUCGUCGAGUCUUUGUCCUCCAGCUCCAACUCCACUCGCUGCGAAGACUUGCCGGUCGACACCUCCCAUCUCGAGAUGCCGUUCCCGCAGCUUGCAACCUGCAACACCUCCUCCGUGGCUGCCUAUCCCUGCGAAUCCGCUUGGCUCCAAGAGUGCCUGGGCACGGCACGUGAUUUUGGGAAGCUUUUCUUUCGGUACUACGGCCGCAAGGCCUGGCACCCAUCUGCUCGCCCGGCCGCCUGCACGCCCUGCCCGGCCCUACCGGGCGGCGGGUGA